Molecule: messenger RNA, 870 nt
Organism: Caenorhabditis bovis
Lineage: Eukaryota; Metazoa; Nematoda; Chromadorea; Rhabditida; Rhabditidae
Source: the annotation of a GenBank genome assembly
AUGGAUUCCGUGCAAGUUUCGACGCUGUUCUCAGUGCUCCGAUCCUUUAGCAAUUCUCAAUUCGCUGAAAAUACAACUGACGGCGCUGCGAUUCAGAAUCCAGAUGAGAAUGGUAGUAUCCAAAUAUGUGUGAAAUUAUCAAAGGGAAAUUAUGUGGAAGUCAAGUGUAAUCCGGAUACUUCAGUGGAAUAUUUGAAAUAUUUGAUCUACACCAAAACUGGAAUUCAAGCCGCCUCUCAGCGAUUGUCUAAUCAGCACAAUCUUCCAUUAGACGAUGAUGAUCAAUUGCUUUCGAAUUAUGGUAUUGCCAAUGAUUCGCUGAUCCAUCUGGGAGUUCGAUUGCUCGGCGGCGGAUUCAGCGCCUACAAAAUCGAUCCAUCUUUAUUUGAUCCGCCAUUCAAUUUCGAUUUUCGAAAAAUUAACGACGACGGCAAAAAAUUUUUACGAGCCGGCCGACAAUACUUUCGCCCGUGUGGCUCAUUUCGAUAUGCUCUAAAAGUUCGCGGCCGAUAUGAGAACGAUGAUUGGCUCGGCUCGAACAACGGAAAAGGCGAAUGGGUGAACGCCUAUCAUGGAACCACAGAAUCGAAUGUGCUUAGUAUUGCAAGAAGUGGAUUCGAUGUGAAAAAAUGUCGAAGAGAAGUGUUCGGAUCGGGAAUCUAUUGUUCGCCGGAUCCGAAGACGGCGCUUUCCUACGCAACUCCAUAUGAGUAUGAGGGCAAGAAUUAUAAACUGGUGUUCCAAGUUCGAGUCGAUCCCACACAGAUUAAUCUAGUCGCUAUUCAAGCAUACAAUGCUCAUGAUGAAUAUUGGACAGUUCCCGAUGGAAAGUAUAUAAGACCAUUCGCGAUUUGUGUUUAUGAAGUUUGA